UAGUGGUUUGUGUAUGUGUAUAGAGACGAGAACAAGCUUGUCACUUGAGGUGCGUAAGCGUUCCAGUUAUUCCCUUCAUGGUGCUAGCUACAACAGAAUCACUCGUGACGUUGAUUAGUAGCCUACUAGUUUAUGCCCGCUACUUAAGAAGCUUAACAGGAAAGACAGGCCGAGAACCUUAAUCUUGUCUCACAUUCAAGCAACAAAAUAAAUACUCAAUUUCAGUAUGAGUUUAGUGCAGUUUACAAUUGUAGAGCAUUUUUCAGUCUUGUGAUUUUAUUAAUGUCUAAUAAAAUGAGUUCUCACGUCCCAUCUUCAAUUAUAAGAAUAUACUUGUUCUAUCCAUACCUGCUGCUGGUUACUGCUGCAAGACUUGCAGGAUCUCCAGGCAACGUUCCAGAUACAUCUCCUAUUGUAGAUCAGCAUUUCAACCACUUCUCUGAUCCGGUUACACGAACUGAAAGAAGUUUCAGAAUAUCAAAAGUGGAGCCUCCUUCCCGGCCUAACUCUAACUGGGACGACCCAUAUCAUCGGCCCUACUUCGAUAACAGCACAAGCCGUAAUGUUACAGCUCCGCUCGGCAAGGCUGCUUAUCUUCACUGCAGAAUUCACCAGCUAGGAGACAGAACGGUAUCCUGGGUUCGUCAACGCGAUCUGCACAUACUAACUGUCGGUAGUUACACCUAUACUAGUGAUCAGAGGUUUAAAUCCCUUCAUCUAGAAGGUACAACUGACUGGACACUAAAGAUUCAGUACACUCAAAAGCACGAUGCUGGGGUAUAUGAAUGCCAAGUUAGUACUGAACCAAAGAUGAACCUAAGUAUCAAGCUCAAUGUAGUCGUUGCCAAGGCAACAAUUCCUGGUGGACCAAACAUGUAUAUUCAGAGUGGUGGAACUUUCAACCUCACGUGCAUCAUCACAGACAACACCUCUCCUCCAACAUAUGUUUUCUGGUAUCAUGAUGGCCGUAUGAUAAACUACGACUCCACCAGAGGUGUCAGCGUCAUCACGAACAAAGAAUCCAAAUCUGUGAGUACGUUACAAAUAGAAAAUGCCAGUUCUUCACACUCUGGGAACUAUUCCUGUACUCCAUCGUAUGCUGACCCAGCCAACAUCACGGUCCACGUUCUAAAUGGAGAGAAUCCAGCAGCCAUGCAUCAUGGUGGAAAGGCCAACCAAAGUGAACGAUGUUUCCACGUGAAUGUCCAUUUCCUUCUUCUUGUUCUACUCCAGUUAACAGUCUUCCUAAUUGCUAGGUAGCUUUACUGAAACAAGGCUGUUAAACAACUAACUACUCAGAAUAUUGUUUGUACUGAAAUCCCCUGUUUUUUCACGUUUCGCCUCUUAUCAAGUCAACAGACCAUGAUUUUAAAAGAAGACUAGAAAACCUGGUGUGAUCCAAAAUAUUAACACUAACCUGUCUCGACUUCAUACCCAUCUUCAGAAAUUUCCGUUGGCGUAGCGAUGUGUGUGUUUAUGUGUUUAUGUAAAGGUUUGUGCACAUAUCAUAUAAAACUAUAUGGAUAUGCAUGAACCAGUAAUAACCAAACCGAGGUUACAUCUGCUAUUCAUGUUGGCCAUAAUUAGGGCUUGUAAUUUAGCAUUGUUCAUUUGGUUAACAUUUAUUUUAUGUUGGGAUAGAAGCUUCGUGAAACGCUAGUAGUCUGUUUAAAGUAAUAAUCAACUGUAUGAACACUAAAAUGAUAUCUAUUCAAAGAUUCAGGAAACACUUUAUUUUCUUGUUCUUUGUCAAGAUAUCAGGCCAGCUGCGUAAAUCAGUAGUUGUUAAUGUCUUGAACAUACAAAACCACUGCAGCUAACUGUUCGACACUUAUAUAUGGUUAACACGUUUCUUUGCUGAAUUCAUUAAAUGGGAUGUGACAGUCAUUAAUAUAACUGCAACUUAUUAUAAGCAUACCUUUAUUAUGAAAAUAUA
This is a messenger RNA of Limulus polyphemus (Atlantic horseshoe crab), 1936 nucleotides long. RefSeq lists its product as uncharacterized. The record is from RefSeq and is a predicted model, not a curated record. NCBI's taxonomy places the organism in Eukaryota, Metazoa, Arthropoda, Merostomata, Xiphosura, Limulidae. Gene Ontology annotation, cellular component: neuron projection membrane. Gene Ontology annotation, biological process: synapse organization. The transcript is spliced from 5 exons. Bases 283 to 1260 code for a protein of 325 amino acids.